Molecule: messenger RNA, 444 nt
Organism: Andrographis paniculata
Lineage: Eukaryota; Viridiplantae; Streptophyta; Magnoliopsida; Lamiales; Acanthaceae
Exons: 2
Coding region: 1-444 (147 amino acids)
Source: RefSeq, a predicted model, not a curated record
AUGUCCCCUUCCUCUUCUAUUUUGCAGGUUAUGGCGCCACGGAAGAAAUCCACCUCUAUCCGACCUACGAUUCAAGUGUCCCUCUCCAGUUUGCCGAAGAUUUUGAAGCCCUCGUCACGACUCCUAUGCGAUUUUGGUAUUGCUUUGGGUAUGUACUCCAAACACGAUGUCGCCAAAAAGAGCUUUGUGGAGAGCGUGAUCAUAUUCCAUCUUGAUUUUCUCUCGGAUUUGAAUGAGGUAUGGCAUGAUUUAACUUCUAACACUGCCCCUUACAAUCUGAAAAUGUCAAAGUUCUCUUAUUUUAGGAGUCCGGCUUUGCAAUAUAUUCACUCUCUCAUUGCAUAUAGUUUUUUGGGUCGUAAAGACACAUCCAAUGUGGUCAAUAAGGCAGAACUUUUCUUUCUUUGGUGCAUGACAAAAAAAAUGAAAGUUAAUUUCGCAUAA